Messenger RNA from Mus pahari (shrew mouse), 2694 nucleotides. It is a transcript of the gene Kank3, whose product is annotated as KN motif and ankyrin repeat domains 3. The coding region runs from base 56 to 2458 and encodes 800 amino acids. The record is from RefSeq and is a predicted model, not a curated record. The transcript is spliced from 10 exons. Gene Ontology annotation, biological process: negative regulation of actin filament polymerization. NCBI's taxonomy places the organism in Eukaryota, Metazoa, Chordata, Mammalia, Rodentia, Muridae. Gene Ontology annotation, molecular function: protein binding. Gene Ontology annotation, cellular component: cytoskeleton; cytoplasm.
UGAGGGCGCUGAGGGGGCUUCGCAUUCAGGCUCUCUGGUGACUACUCCAGGAAACAUGGCCAAGUUUGUCCUGAAUCAGAACCUUCCUGACCUGGGUGGCCCUCCCCUGUACCCAGGCCCCACUGGAAGUGCCCGCAGCCCUAGCGCUCCCUACUCUGUGGAGACGCCCUAUGGCUUCUACUUGGACCUGGACUUCCUCAAAUACGUGGAGGAAAUCGAGCGUGGCCCUGCCUCUCGCCGAGCUCUAGGACCUUCUCAUACACGCCGCCCGCGCGCUUCUCGAACGGGCCUCGCGGGAGCGCGGAGCCCAGGAGCUUGGACCUCCAACGAAUCCCUGGCCAGUGACGACGGCGGAGCCUCGGGUGCACUCUCUCCUGGUGCGUUCCCGGGGCUCUCGCUACCUCCGCUGUCGCCGCGUUCCUUGUCGCGCAAUCCGCGCGUCGAGCAUACGCUCUUGGAGACCAGCCGACGACUGGAGCAGGCGCAGGCUCGGGAGCGCGCGCUCAGCCCCGCCCGUGCAGUCACGCGCAGCCCGCGCGGGUCCGGCCGUAGCAGCCCCGCCCCGAAUUCCGCCCUUGCUUCACCGGGCCCUGCCCAGCUGCUGCUAGUGAGGGAGCAGAUGGCCGCGGCGCUGCGGCGCCUGCGUGAGCUCGAGGACCAGGCGCGCGCUCUGCCCGAGCUGCAGGAGCAGGUGCGCGCGCUGCGUGCCGAGAAGGCGCGGCUACUGGCCGGGCGCGUGCAGCCAGAACAAGAAGUAGAGAUCGAGGUGCGCCCAGACAAGCUCACCCAGCUUCGGCGCCUCACCGAGCGUCUGGCCACCUCGGAUCGUGGAAUCCGCUCCAGGGCUAGCCCCCGGGCAGAGGAUCCCGACGGGUUGGCUGCCAGGCGCUGCGAAGGAGCGCUGCAGGUGCUCGACCCGGGGUCUAGGACACCCGAUGGGGAACCCCGGACUCGGGAGACGGGCACCGAAGCCGUGCCUGAGACCCGAGAGGUGGAUGCCCAGGCAGUACCCGAGACAGGGGAGGCUGGAGUGGAGGUGGUCCCUGAGACCGUUGAGGUGGACACGUGGGUGACUGAGGAGCUCCUAGGGUUGCCCAAGGUUGCAGAGCGUGAGCUGGAACUGCUCCGCACCAGCUUGGAGCAUCAGCGAGGGGUGAGCGAACUCUUGCGGGGCCGAUUGAGGGAGUUGGAGGAGGCCCACGAGACUGCAGUGACCAGGACUCAGUCUCGCGACGUUGCUGCCCAGACUACAUUGGGUUGCACUGAGAAAACCACACAGACAGAGCUCCCAGUGGAGAACCAGCCCAGACCCACUAGUAGUGGUGAGUCUCCACUACUCGUUGAACCUUGGCCUGCCAAGUCGCUGAAGUCAAACUCAGUGCUCUCAUGUGAUUCCCUGCCAGGCAUCCUCAAAUCCAUCAUGAAGAAGAAAGAUGGUAUUCCAGGUGCACAAUCCAGUCAGGGACCCAAGAGUCUGCAGUUCGUUGGGGUCCUCAACGGAGAGUAUGAGAGCUCCUCCAGUGAGGAUGCCAACAGCGAUGAUGAAGAUGGUGUUGCUGAACUCCCCAGGAGUAGCUCUUCUGGAUCAGGAGAUGAUAGCAGUGGGGGAUCUGACGCUGGAACCCCUGGUCCCCACAAUGACAAAGAUGCUGGGGACUGCGAGCUUGAGACACAUCCAGAGCUGACGGCAGGGAGAGAAGGGAGGUGUGAACUGAACCCCCGUUUGAGGGAGGCUUGCAUGGCUCUGAAUCAGCAGCUGAACCGGCCACGUGGAGUCACCAGCAGAGAUGGCAAUGCAGCACGCCUUGUAGCCCAGGAGUGGUUUCGAGUGUCCAGCCAAAAACGCUCUCAGGCUGAGCCUGUGGCUGGGGUUCUUCGAGGGGUGAAAAGCCUGGGGCCUGAGCUCCUGGCUUAUGUAGUGAACCUGGCCGAUGGCAAUGGAAACACAGCUCUGCAUUACAGCGUGUCUCAUGGGAAUCUCGCCAUUUCCAGCCUGCUCCUGGAUACAGGGGUCUGUGAUGUGAAUCACCAGAAUAGAGCUGGCUACUCUGCACUCAUGUUGGCUGCACUCACUUCUGUAAGACAGGAGGAAGACAUGGCUGUGGCCCAGAGACUUUUCAGUAUGGGUGAUGUCAAUGCCAAGGCUAACCAGACUGGACAGACAGCCCUCAUGCUGGCCAUCAGCCAUGGCCACCAGGACAUGGUAGCUGCCUUGCUGGAAUGCGGGGCUGAUGUCAAUGUACAGGAUGCCGAUGGGGCUACAGCACUGAUGUGUGCCAGCGAGUAUGGAUGCCUUGAUACAGUUCAGUUGUUGUUGGCCCAGCCAGGUUGUGACCUAACCAUCUUAGACAAUGAGGGCACAAGUGCCCUGGCCAUUGCACUGGAGGCUGAACAGGAUGAGGUGGCUGCACUGCUCCAUGCCCACCUGACAUCAAAACACCAGGACAGUCUUCCAUAGGUUCUCACACUGCAGAGGGAUGCAGUGACAAAUGAGGGACCUCAACCUCUGUGAGCGGCUAACUUCAUGCAGACACUUCUCUCUGCUGUCUGAAUCACAGCAGGGCACCUUGUGAAGAUGCUCCCUCUAGCUUGUUAGGAUGCUGAAGGGAAUGGUGAGGCAAAGCCUGGGUAAUACCAUAUCCCUCAACCCACUCACUUCAUCCAACAUCCUUCCCAAUAAAAGUGUCUCUACUA